AUGGGAACACCUCCUUCGGAUGCAGGGAUCCCACCAUCAUCUUCUUCACGUCCUUCCAAUCCUUUGUAUGCUCUAGCUUCGAAUGAUAAUCCAGGGACAGUCAUCACGCACGUUGUUCUUAAGGGAUCCAACUACGAAGAAUGGGCUAAAGCGAUUCGGGUUUCGUUGGGAGCAAAACGCAAACUCGGUUUCAUCAAUGGUAAAGUACUUAAACAUACAACUGAUUCUAAUGAUCUUGAGGAUUGGUGGACGGUUAACUAUAUGAUUGUAGCCUGGAUUUUUAAUACUAUUGAUCCGAAUAUUCAUUUUACUAUUUAUUAUCGUGAUACGUCGUAUGAGUUGUGGGAAGAUAUCCGUUCACAUUUUUCUGUUGGAAACGGUAUUAAAAAUUUUCAAUUAAAAUCCGAUGUUGCUGCUUGUAAACAAAAAUCUGGUGAGUCGAUUAUGGCCUAUUAUGGACGGUUAAAGAAAUUAUGGGAUGAUAUCAAUGACUUUGAUGCUUUGCCUUCUUGUUCUUGUUCCGGUUGCAAAUGUGGUUUGAAUCAAACCCUUCGUACAAGACGUGAAGCAGAUCAGGUGCGUGAAUUUCUAAUGGGUCUUGAAUCUUAUUAUGCUAAUGCACGUUCCAAUAUUUUAUCCACUGAGCAAUUGCCAUCUCUUCACUCUGUGUACUCAAGAAUUUCACAAGAGGAAGAGGUUUACCUUUAUACCCAACGAAGGACUGAGGAAGCAUCUCCAAUGGCCUUUGAUGUUCGUGGUAGUAUGCCACAAGGUGUGAAAUCUGGCAUAUCACCGUUGAAGUGCAGUUUUUGUGGCUAUCAUGGACAUCUUGAGGAACGUUGCUGGGAGAAACAUGGUUAUCCACCUGGCCGUGAACCUAGGUGUCCGCAAGCCACAGUUCGCAGAAAACAGAGCUUGAAUACCCCUGAUACAGUUGCUACACCUAAAGUGAAUGAUGUCUUGGAUGAAAUGUCUGCACCUACCAAUCCUAUUCGAUUAACUGGUAAGGGAGUUUAUACUUGGAUUGUUGACACUGGUGCUUCGAAUCACGUUUGUUGUGAUGAAAAUCUCUUUGAUUUCUCUCGUGCCAUAACUCCUAUUCACGUUAGGUUGCCUAAUGGUGCUACUACAGAGGCCACCAGAAUAGGGGAAGUUACUUUAACCGAUUCUUUGGUUUUGAAAAAUGUGUUAUUCGUCCCUUCAUUCACUUGUAACUUACUCUCUGUCUCGCAACUUCUCUCUUCUCAAAAGUUAAGCAUACAAUUUACAUUCUCUUACUGUGUUGUACAGGACCUUGUCUUGAGGAUGAAGAUUGGUAUGGGUGAACUUAUUGGGGGGUCUAUCAUUUGA
Molecule: messenger RNA, 1350 nt
Organism: Papaver somniferum (opium poppy)
Lineage: Eukaryota; Viridiplantae; Streptophyta; Magnoliopsida; Ranunculales; Papaveraceae
Exons: 1
Coding region: 1-1350 (449 amino acids)
Source: RefSeq, a predicted model, not a curated record